This is a messenger RNA of Pedinophyceae sp. YPF-701, 1569 nucleotides long. NCBI's taxonomy places the organism in Eukaryota, Viridiplantae, Chlorophyta, Pedinophyceae. The record is from the annotation of a GenBank genome assembly.
AUGGGAAUCUUCUCCACGGCCCUCCCGGCCGCCGAGAGGGCUAAGACCCAGGCGCCGGACCUCCACGGGCUGUCCUUCUACGAGGAGCACCCCAAGGGCCAGAUCGAGCUCGAGGAGUUCGAGCGCCUCGCAGUCAACCGCCUGUUCGUCCUCAAGGGCAUAGAGGAGCUGCGCGCUUCCAACGCGUCCGAGGACCAGCUGCGCAAGAGGACGGAGGAGCUUCUCAAGAAGCACCUGGGCAUCACCAUGGCGCGUCCCGCGGGCUCCGCGGCGUCCGCGGUGGCCGAGGCCGUCGCCGAGGCGCGCCGCACGGACCUCAUCUCGCACUACAUCCUCCGCGUCGUGUACUGCCGCACCGAGGACCUCCGCCGGUGGCUCCUCGAGCAGGAAACCGCGCUGUUCCGUCGGCGCUUUGCGCGCCUGGAUGCCAUCGCGAAGGCGAGCUUUCUCGCCGUGCACGGCAUGCCGUACGAGACCGUCGACCGCGGGAGCUUCGACCGGCUCCGGGAGGACCUCCGCGCGGUCGCGGACAAGGUCGCGGUGGUGUCGGCGUCGCCGGUUGGCGAAGGGGGGGUGAAGAAGGUCCGUCUGACCGCGGAGCAGGAGGCGAUCGAGCGCGGCGCGCACGGGGACUUCUACAAGGUGCCCUUCACGGUCGUCCCGGAGCUCGUGCGGUCGCGGAGCGCGCUCGUCCGCGGCGGCUGGGCCUACGUGCACGUGUCGUCCGUCUCGGGCGUGGUCGCGCAGCACUUCCGCGCGCAGCUCUCGCGCGCGCUCGCCGUCAUGGGCAGCAAGUGGGUCCUCUCCGCGCGCGCCCGCGAGGCCGACCGGCUCGCGCCGAUCGUCGAGGGCCUCUCCCAGCGCUACCUGGGCGUGCAGUACGACUCGCGCGAGGCGCGCGCGGGCGGCGGCGUGCGCGCCAAGGACGUCGCGGCGCUCGCGCAGCGCGCGUUCCCGCUGUGCAUGGCCUCGGCGUACCAGCACGCGCACCGCGAGCACCACCUGAAGCACAACGGGCGGCUGCAGCUCUCGCUCUUCCUCAAGGGCGCGGGCAUGCCGCUCGAGGAGUGCGUGGCGUUCUUCCGCGCGGAGUUCGCGGCGAAGGCGCCCGGGGACAAGUUCGACAAGACGUACGCGUACAACCUGCGGCACAGCUACGGGAAGGAGGGCAAGCGCGCGGACUACAAGCCCUGGAACUGCCUGAAGAUCAUCAGCAUGGUGCCGGGGCACGGGGAGUGCCACGGGUGCCCCUACCGCACGCACGACGAAGCCAGCCUGCGCGCCGCGCUCGGACGCCUCAACGUCAACGCCACGAAGAUCGAAGAGGCGGUGCAGAAGGCCAAGGAUGGGCACUAUCAGAUAGCGUGCGGGAAGCACUUCGAGGGGGUGCACGGGGUGGACGUCGGCGGAAUCAGGCACCCGAACGAGUUCUUCGACCAGGCGUGGGCGCUGGACCACCCCGACGAGGCCGACGACCCGCCGGCGAACGCCGCGGCACCGUCGACGCCCGCCGCCGCCGUGCCGCCGCAGGCGAUCGCUGCCGGCGGCGCGGUGACGCCGCAGACGUGA